AUGUGUGGAUUAUGGGCAGAAAACACGGUCAUAGAGGACACGGAUGUCCGGCCUUUUUUUUUCGGUCACUCCGACCCUCGCUUCGAUCCCUUUGAAGGCUGCGGAUCGUCGACAGAAGGCGGACACGUGUCGGACGAUCCCAGACAUGGCUGUCAUGGGAUGAGCGCCGGCGGACCCAAAGAACCUUUUGGUCACCACUUUGGACACCAUAGAGGAGGCCAUGGAUUCCACGGUAUGAGAGGUUUCGGACACGAAGGACACCAUUUUGGUCAUCACAGAAGAGGGCAUGGAUUACAUGGCGGCCACCAUAGGCUUAACGGCGGGCACUGGGGCUACGGAUUUGGCAAUCCCUGGCAAUCGGCCGAUACGUCGUCGUCGAGCUCUUCGUCCAGCGAUUCAGACUCUGAUGAGAAAAAGGCGAAGAAGUUUGAGAAGAAGCAGAAGAAGUGCUAUAAAAAGGAGGCAAAGAAACAGCAGAAACAGUGGAAGAAAUGCCAUCAAAUGAGACAACGGAUGUCCGCUCCCGACGGAAACGUCACUAACUGUACGCUAUGUUGGCAUCAAAUCAAGCCAUUGGCCGACACAGAAGUGCUUGAAUGCGGACAUAUCUACCAUCGC
Molecule: messenger RNA, 618 nt
Organism: Medioppia subpectinata
Lineage: Eukaryota; Metazoa; Arthropoda; Arachnida; Sarcoptiformes; Oppiidae
Source: the annotation of a GenBank genome assembly